Messenger RNA from Cuscuta campestris, 986 nucleotides. The record is from the annotation of a GenBank genome assembly. Lineage: Eukaryota; Viridiplantae; Streptophyta; Magnoliopsida; Solanales; Convolvulaceae.
UUUAAUAUUUCUUUAAUAUCAAAAAAUAUAUAAUAUAUAUUUUAAAUAUAUUCUCUAUUUUUUUUUUGAAAUUUUCGAAAUUUUUAUAUAUAAAAUUUCGAAUUUUUUUUAAAGUUUCGAAAUUUAAUAUAUUAUUUUUUUAUAUCAAUAUAUAUAUAUAUAUUAAAAUGUCGAGAGAGUCCGGUAGAAGGUCCGUGGAUAUGGGCGCCGUGAACCGAAGUUCGAGUAGAGGCAAAGCAAAAGUCACCUCCGACGGUUCGACCUCACGCGUUUCUCAAGGAAGACACUCCGUCUCUUCCUUUCCUACUAUCCCCGAUCACUUAAUCGGGGACGCAAUGACGGAUGAAGAAUUCGACCAGAUUUAUUCUGAUAGAGGGGACGCAAAUCUCCCCACUCUUGAUAGUGUAUUCGAAGAUAUUGAUGAAGCAAAUCUGGAUAAUCUGGACGGGGACGAUGAGCCUACACCGCAGAGCAACGACGUUGACGUGGAGUCAGGGACUAGAAGCUAUGGGCGGAGUUUUGACGAAUAUUAAAGAAGGAAUUAAAAGAAUUUGGGGGGCUCGUCUUGUUUCGAAAAAAUGGAAGAUUUUCUGUAAGUCUAAAGGUAGAAAAGAAAUAGUUUUUGCAAAAGAUAUCCACAUUAGAUGGAAUAGUACAUACAAAUUGAUUCAUCAGAUUCUAAAAUAUAAAGAGGAACUUGCUGAAUUUUUUAGUGAUGAACUUCGUAUAAUCAUUGAUCCUUUUGAAUUUGUACUUGUUGAAAAAUUGAAUGCCGUAUUAGAAGUUUUUAAUAACGCAACUCUUACUUUUUCUCAUGUUUACCAACCAACUACAAAUACAUUUUUAAAAGAGUGCGUUACAAUCGCAACAUGUUUUCGUGAAAGUAAGGCUGAUCCAGAUUUGUACCCAUAUGUCUCUCCUAUGAUACAAAAAUGGUGUUCUUAUUAUUUGUACAUUCUUGAUCUUUAUAAAAUAAGUAUUAUUUG